UUCUGUAUUAUAGAGAAAUAUUAAACAACAACAUAUAUGCAUGUUAAGAACACAUUAUGCACAUUCAGUAUAGUGUGGAAUGGAUAAAUUAGCAGUCUUAAAGCAUAUGUCAAACAAACACACAGACAAAAACAACAUUAAGAACUUGAUUUUAAUCACGCGGAACAUUAACAACAUCAACCUUAAAUGCCAGGCUGAAUCUGAAAUUUCAGACCAUCUAAUGGCAAAUUGCGGCAGAUGUUUUCCUUCUCUAAACCACACUCCUUGACCCAUUUUUUAUAUAUCCAUCCAAAACUGUUUCCUCCUUUUUUGUAUAUUCCCAGCAAUCCUUUAACACUGUGCGUGUGCGGUGCUUGUCAUCACUUCCCUGCAAAUGAACCCAGUACAUCAUCGCUAGCUUCUUCCUUCACAAAUCUAAUGGCAUCUCCCCCAUUUCAACUCUGAUGGCAUCUAGAGGGGUUGAUCUUAUUGCUCCACAGCAGAUUCUGAUGCUCUAGAUUGUAUGUUAUCCAAUUUCUUCAGUUCUGAUUUGCACCCAUCUCCAUAUACUACACAUCCAUAAUUUAUGCUAGAUCGUAUCAAAGCUUGAUAUAUCUGUAGCAGUGAACUUUUAUUUGCUCCCCAAUCAUGCUUAGUUAUUGAUGUCAUACAAUUAAGUACACCCUUACAUUAAUUUUCAAUUUUCUAAAUAUUUGACCUCCAAUUUAAUUUUUCAUCAAAGAUACCUAAAUUAUCACACUCUUUCUAUUGGUUGACUAUACAACUUCAAUUUUGUUUGUUCCACUUUCUUUUUCCUUGUAAAAAUCAUAUACUGGGUCUCUUGAACUGAGACUUUUAAAAGCGCUGUUAUGUUAAUUAAAAAGCAAAUACACUUACACUGAAAUAUAUCUUUUUCCUAGGGAGUUCAACCUGUCUUACUUGAUGAGAUAUUCACGUCUGUCAGAUUCCCAACUAGAUGAAAUUGUUCAGCAUUUAGUUGGAGAAAAUGACGAGAUUGGGGCAAAUGCCGUUCGGGCCAGGCUUGCAGCAGUAGGUGUUCGAGUGCAGCGAAUGAGAGUGAGAGACAGUAUGGUUAGAGUGAAUCCCACUGGAGCUGCGCAGAGAGCGUUGGCCCAAAAACUGCACCGAAGAAUUUACCGUGUUGCAGGUCCCAACUCGUUGUGGCAUAUUGAUGGAAACCACAAACUGAUCAGGUGGAGAAUAGUGAUCCAUGGGGGAAUAUGUGGCUUCAGCAGGCUGGUGGUGUUUUUGUGGGCCUCAGACAACAACAGAAGCAGCACAGUGUUUGAACAGUUUGUUCAUUCCACUUCCAAGUAUGGGGUGCCAUCUAGAGUCAGAUGUGGCCACGGAGGAGAGAACAAUGAUGUGUGCCUCUUCAUGAACACUUACCGUGGAUGGGAAAGAGGAAGUGCUAUCCGUGGCAAAAGUGUCCACAACCAGCGAAUAGAAAGACUGUGGGGUGAUCUUUGGCGAGGUGUGACACAUGUAUAUCACCAGCAGUUUUCCUUCCUUGAAAGUGAAAGAAUCAUCAACUGCUCCAAUGAACUUCAGAUGUGGGCACUUCAUUAUGUUUAUCUGCCACAGAUAAACCGGGAUAUUGAAGUGUUCGUAGAUCAGUGGAACAACCAUGGUUUACGAACUGUUGGCCACCAAACUCCGUACCAGCUAUUUGUCCAAGGAUAUCUACAAAGACAAGCGCAACCCCUUACUGCCAUGGCUGAGGUUUUUGAAACCAACACAGCUCCACAAGGUGCAGUCGCUUCAGUUCCUGUGCUGAACCGGCAGGAAGUAGUCAGUGUUCCUGUUAACCAAUUCAGUCCGAGCCAAAUACAAAUGCAACAAUUUCAAGAAGUAGACAUUCUUGGUGGACCUAUGAAUGGUGAGGCCAUAGAUGCGCUCCAAACGGUAAUUCGUAUUUUACAAGAGUAAAAUUCUGCCCAAUAAGUUUUGCCCUGGGUCAAAACUGGACAAGUGCUUCAGCAUUUCAAAGUUCUCCAAUUCAGAUUUUUUUACACAACACCCAUCUAAAUG
Molecule: messenger RNA, 2031 nt
Organism: Triplophysa rosa
Lineage: Eukaryota; Metazoa; Chordata; Actinopteri; Cypriniformes; Nemacheilidae
Exons: 2
Coding region: 922-1929 (335 amino acids)
Molecular function (GO): nucleic acid binding
Source: RefSeq, a predicted model, not a curated record